UUAACUUCUUGCUAUAAUAGGAUGGUGUUCUGCAUUGAUCUCUGCACCUUUAAUCACCUUAUCAACUGCCUGUACCACCAUAGAUGGAGAUACUGUUUGAUGACUUCAGAGAUGUUGAAUUUGUUUCUUUUGCUGCUCCAGUUGAUGCAUAUUAGCUGGUGUCUUGCCUGGGCCAUUAAAAGAUUGAUUGCUAUGUGCUGUAGAUCACCGGUGGUGUUGGUGUCUUUAGCUGGAUAUGAAGCUUUGAAAGCACUCUUUCUGGUGAUAAUGGAACUAGGCCAGUUGCUGCAAAUCCGCUUCGAAUAUUUGAUGGUAAAGCAUGUUGAUGGACUGUAG
Rasamsonia emersonii CBS 393.64 is the source of this 336-nucleotide messenger RNA. RefSeq lists its product as uncharacterized. The transcript has a single exon. Lineage: Eukaryota; Fungi; Ascomycota; Eurotiomycetes; Eurotiales; Trichocomaceae. The record is from RefSeq and is a predicted model, not a curated record. The annotation marks the transcript as partial.